AUGGCUGCCGCUUCCUCCGCAGAUACUGCAGGUCAGCUAGGAGUCGGAUUUUCCUGCAUUCCCACUUCUCAUCAAAACAGAACGUCGACCCAUCUGUUUGCCGCGCCUCACAUUGCAAUGAGUCGCCACCUUCCGACUUCUUUUGACGAUAUCGCGUACAGGGGAGUGCCGCAGUAUGACUACGGCAGGGUGUUGGGAAACGGGUCUUUUGGCAUCGUGUGUGAGGCUCACUCACUCGAAACUGGGGAGCAAGUUGCCAUUAAGAAAGUUCUACAAGACCCUCGGUACAAAAAUCGUGAAUUGGAUGUGAUGAAGGAGUUACACCACCCAAAUGUUGUCAUGCUGAAAGACUAUUUCUAUGCUGAAGUUCCAAACAAUCCAGACCGAGGGCAAAGGUAUUUGAAUGUUGUCAUGGACUACGUUCCUGACACGGUAUACCGCGUUAUGAGACGUUUACCCCGCAACAAUCAAUGUCUACCCAUGCUUCUUGUCCGUCUCUACGCCUACCAAAUGUGUCGGAGUUUGGGGUAUCUGCACAGUUUGGGGAUUUGCCAUCGGGAUAUCAAGCCACAGAACCUGCUUGUGGACUCAAGAACUCAUGUUUUGAAAUUGUGCGACUUCGGAUCAGCUAAACGACUCGUUCCUGGAGAACAGUCUGUGUCCUAUAUUUGCAGCCGCUUCUACAGGGCCCCCGAGUUGAUGUUAGGAGCCACGGAAUAUACAACAGCUAUAGAUAGGUGGUCAAUUGGGUGUGUAUUGGGAGAAAUGCUGCUCGGUCGGCCGCUCUUUGCAGGAGAAGCGUCCGUCGAUCAGCUUGUUAAAAUUAUACAAAUUUUAGGAACACCAUCUCGCCGACAAAUGUAUUCAAUGAAUCCCAAUUAUACCGAAUUUCGCUUUCCAGAACUGCAGCCCAAAGAUUGGCGGUCUGUUUUCUCUCCUGUUCCGGGCUCUGGAGUCCUUGUAACGGAUGAUGCGUUAGAUCUUCUUGACAAGCUUCUCAAAUUCGAUCCGACGGAACGACUCACACCCUUUGAAGCCCUCGCUCAUCCGUUUUUUCGACCCUCUCAGACAAAUCGGCUCUUGGUAGAUCCAAUUAUCUCCAGUAGUCCGGUUAUAUUGUCAGACUCUAGUCCCAAUUAUAUCCAAUUAUCUCCACUAGUCCGGUCAUGUUAUCAGACUCUAGUCCCAAUUAGAUCCAGUAGUCCGGUUAUAUUGUCAGAAUCUAGUCCCAAUUAUAAUCCGCAGGUUGGUGUUGAAACGUUUGAUUCACUAAUUUAUGGAUUGCAAUCCUUUCGUUCUACAUUCGGAUGUGUAACGGAUUGUCCAGUAGAAGGAUUUUACUAUGAUGUUGUUAUCGAAUAUGCGUCCCAAUAUGGAUUGUCUGGUGAAAUUGUGGGGAAUACGACAACAACUCCAACACCAACUACAACAACUACAUCACCUAUCCCGUCUGCUGGCAACAUCAUUUUCAUUUCUGCUGCCAUUGGAGGGGCGGCUCUAAUCGCUGCCACCGCAGCAACAAGCAUGAUAGCGCUUACAAAAGCUUCACAACCAACCGUUCAAAUGGCGUCUGGCGAGUUUGACCUAGAGUUUGACUUUGAGGCUGAAGAAGACAGCACGCGUCCGACAGUAGUGGCCAUCAGAUGA
Molecule: messenger RNA, 1647 nt
Organism: Condylostylus longicornis
Lineage: Eukaryota; Metazoa; Arthropoda; Insecta; Diptera; Dolichopodidae
Product: glycogen synthase kinase-3-like
Biological process (GO): protein phosphorylation; signal transduction
Cellular component (GO): cytoplasm
Molecular function (GO): ATP binding; protein serine/threonine kinase activity
Source: RefSeq, a predicted model, not a curated record